Amblyraja radiata (thorny skate) is the source of this 2835-nucleotide messenger RNA. RefSeq names its product solute carrier family 33 member 1 (gene slc33a1). Lineage: Eukaryota; Metazoa; Chordata; Chondrichthyes; Rajiformes; Rajidae. The record is from RefSeq and is a predicted model, not a curated record. Gene Ontology annotation, biological process: acetyl-CoA transmembrane transport. The coding region runs from base 274 to 1899 and encodes 541 amino acids. The transcript is spliced from 8 exons. Gene Ontology annotation, cellular component: membrane. Gene Ontology annotation, molecular function: acetyl-CoA transmembrane transporter activity.
CGCAGCGCGAGGGGUGUCGGGGCCGCGCGCGGGAGAGAGGGUGUCGAGGCCGCGCAGCGCGCGCCCGCUGCAGGGACGGGGACUGACGGACGGCGUCAGAUUGAUUUACUUCUCUGAAUGGAAACGGGAAUUUCUCCUCGUCAUUGUAUUUAGAGGAAGGAAACAACAGCCAUUUGCAAUGAGUGAGCCCUGCCAGAGACCAAUGUAAAGUAAGAAAGGGCUCCUAAUGUGGUACACUGAUUGAAAAACUGAGCUCAGCUGUUUAGAUCUGACAUGUCGUCAUCGGGUGUACCUAAAGAACGCAGCAGACAACGUCUUCAAAAUCCACUUGAAGCUUGGCGUAUGCAAAAUGAAGUGUUUACCCACGACACUAGUUUGGAAAUGGAUGAAAAAAAAGCCCUUUUGAAUGACAAUGGAUUAUACAAAUCCAAUCAUAAUAUAGUUCUUAAAAAUGAUCUUAGUAACAUUCUAUUGCUCUUAUUCCUCUAUGUCUUGCAGGGAAUUCCACUUGGUGUGGCUGGGAGCAUCCCACUAAUACUGCGGAGCAAAAACGUUAGUUAUUCUGACCAAGCUAUUUACAGCUUUGUAUUUUGGCCUUUCAGUCUGAAACUGCUGUGGGCACCUUUAGUGGACGCUGCUUAUUUUUCAAGAUUUGGGCGGAGAAAGUCAUGGUUGGUGCCAACUCAGUAUUUUCUAGGCCUUUUUAUGUUUUUUCUAUCAUAUGAAGUGGAUGAAUUACUGAAAAGCAAUGAACACACCAGCCCCAAUAUUAUUAAACUUACAGCUGUGUUUUUUAUGUUUGGAUUCCUGGCUGCUACGCAAGAUAUAGCAGUGGAUGGUUGGGCAUUAACGAUGCUGUCCAAGGAGAAUGUCGGACUUGCAUCUACUUGCAAUUCAGUUGGACAGACAGCUGGUUACUUUCUGGGUAAUAUACUCUUUUUGGCACUGGAAUCAGCUGAGUUCUGCAACAAAUAUCUACGCACCCAAUCUCAACCAACUGGAAUAGUCACCUUAGCAGAUUUUCUGUUUUUCUGGGGGAUAGUUUUCGUGGUGACAACAACUUUGGUAAUGGUUCUUAAAAAGGAAAACAGUGGACAAGCGGGGUUGCAUCAAGCUGCUCAGCAAGGAAUCAAGGAAACUUACAAGUCGCUCAUCUGUAUAAUAAGGAUGCCUGCUAUCUUAAAUUUCUGCUUCCUUCUGCUAACAUCAAAAAUUGGCUUCUCGGCUGCUGAUGAAGUGACUGGACUGAAGUUGAUUGAAAUGGGAGUGCCUAAAGAGCAGUUGGCUAUACUUGCAGUGCCCAUGGUUCCUCUGCAGAUUUUACUACCCAUCGCAAUAAGCAAAUAUACAGCUGGCCAUAAACCGCUGAAUAUUUUUUAUUGGGCAAUGCCAUUCAGAUUAACCAUGGGCAUAAUAUUUGCUUUAUUAGUUUUUUGGACUCCAAUGGUAAAACAGGGCACAGAGUUUCCUACGUAUUACUAUGGAGCGCUGUUGUUCAGUUAUGCCUUGCAUCAGGUGGCUGUUUAUAGCAUGUAUGUAGCUGUUAUGGCAUUUAAUGCUAAAAUUAGUGAUCCUUCGAUUGGAGGAACAUACAUGACUUUAUUGAAUACCAUCUCUAACCUUGCUGGAAACUGGCCAGCUACAUUAGCUCUUUGGUUGGUGGAUCCACUCACUGUCAAGAAGUGUAUAGGUGCACCUGAACAAAGCUGUAGAUCGGCAAUAGAUUCUGAGCUUUGUGUUAAAUCUGGUGGUUCUUGUUCAACUGUAUUGGAUGGCUACUAUGUAGAAUCUGUGUUCUGCAUUCUUUUUGGGUUCGCCUGGUGGCUCUGCAAUGGAAAGAAAUUCCGAAAUCUGCAGGAUGAACAUCCAUCCACGUGGCAGUGCAAGAGGAAUAAUUGAGGUCUUAGUGAUGGGAACAUUGGAGUUUUAUGAAAUUUAGACCUCAUGACCAAUAUUCAUGGAAACAAGGAGAAAAAAGAGUAUUUUAUCCGUUUUAUAAAGUUUAUUUUGAAUAGUUAAGUCUAUGCUACAACUGGUGAUGGUAUGCAUUGAAUUAAUUUUAAUGAUGCAUUUGUUUUUGUUUUCUUUGGUUACAGUACCUACCUAUGGUGCAAAAUUCACUCAUAGAUAGCUAUCAGGUUACAUUGUUUCAGAUGCCAUACAAGACACAUUUUAAAAGUUGGUCCAAACUGAAUUGUAUUUUUGUGAGAGAAACUGGGUGAUUGACUAUGCAAGCUCACUGUCCCUCCACUGCAAGCACAAAUUAUUUAACGGAUUCAUAAGGCAAUUGUUUAAGAGCACAGUUGGUUAAGUAAAUCCAAUAAUCAUACUACCUCUCUAAAUCGAGGUCAAAUUUUGAAUUGAAAAUUCAUAUGAACAUUUUUGGGUCAAUUUACAUGAAAGAUACUAUUGUGCUAACUAUUUUUCCUGCACACAAUAUUGCAGUUAUAUAUCAUUGAAACUCUUUUACACAAUUGGACCGUAACAUGAUAGAGGAAGGAGUCUACAAAGAACCAUCCUCGACAAAAAAUACCCAACCUCGUACCAUGUACCAUAAAUUUUUGUAUCUUCCCACAUGGAAAUAAAAGCAAUUUACCACAUUAAUGUAGUCCCACACCUAUUUCAACUAGUUAGAAUUUUAUAAUAUGAAAUAACUUGGGACGAACUUUAAUGAAAUCGGAGCGGCAGAACAGGAAGAGAAAGUGUCCAACACUCAGUGGGUCAUGCAGCAUCAGUGAAAAGAGUUACAGAUCCUUUGUAUGACAAAUGUCCAAAAAAACAGAAUAGCUUGUAAAUUGUACAUUAAAUUGAUUCCAUUCAAAAAGUCGACAUCUA